Molecule: messenger RNA, 3153 nt
Organism: Hyla sarda
Lineage: Eukaryota; Metazoa; Chordata; Amphibia; Anura; Hylidae
Gene: ENPP3
Product: ectonucleotide pyrophosphatase/phosphodiesterase 3
Exons: 25
Coding region: 278-2902 (874 amino acids)
Biological process (GO): nucleoside triphosphate catabolic process
Molecular function (GO): nucleic acid binding; nucleoside triphosphate diphosphatase activity; metal ion binding
Source: RefSeq, a predicted model, not a curated record
ACAGUUUGUACUUUACCUUAGGUCCAUAAAAAUAACUUAAUCUUUUCCCUAGGACCUAAUCUUUUCCCUUUCCCCAGAACCCACGUUCUUCAUGCUGAUAAACCUGUUUAGUCUUUGCCCCGUUAUAAGUUUCUCAGGUAUCUUCCCAGUGUCUCAUUGCACAAGCAGGGAUCUUCUACUGUGCAGGAAGAAAAAAGACGACGUCCUCACAUAAGACAUACACGGAUCGCCUCUUACUGCCAGCUGUUUUACGACAGCUUAACUUUUCUUCAAAGGAAUGGAGUCAACUCAUCAGUUAACCAUGGAAGAACCUGUAAAGAAAAAGCAACUAAAUAAGUAUAAGAUAAUUUCUGGGGUGCUUCUUGUUGCAUUGGUUGUGAUGUCACUUGGAUUAGGCUUGGGUCUUGGACUUAAAAAGGAAAAGAAGCGACCACUAGUGUCCUGUAGGCAGAGAUGCUAUCAUACAGAGGAUGUUAUAGAAGAUGACUGCCGCUGUGAUGCUCAGUGUGUUCAACAUGGAAACUGCUGUUUCGAUUUCCAGGAUCUCUGUGAGAAGCCAAAGGAAGAAUGGACCUGUAGCAGAGUUCGUUGUGGAGAGGAGCGGAUUUCUAGCAGCCAUUGCUCAUGCUCAGAUGACUGUGUGACAAAAGGAGAUUGUUGCACAAACUAUCAAGUAGUUUGCAAAGGAGACGCUGCUUGGGCAGAAGGUGAAUGUGACAGCAGUACUGUUUCACAGUGCCCUGAAGGUUUUGAUCUACCACCUGUUAUUCUUUUUUCUCUGGAUGGAUUUCGAGCAGAGUACUUACAGACAUGGGGAGAUUUAAUGCCAACCAUAAACAAACUGAAGAAAUGUGGAACACAUUCAAAGUAUAUGAGAUCUGUGUACCCCACAAAGACUUUUCCAAACCACUACACAAUAGUCACAGGUCUGUAUCCAGAAUCCAACGGUAUCAUUGACAACAAUAUGUAUGAUUACAAUAUGAACAUGGCAUUCUCUCUUUCUGGACAAGGGAAGUUCAAUGCAUCAUGGUGGCUUGGUCAGCCAGUAUGGUUGACAGCUAUGUACCAAGGAUUAAAGGCAGGUACAUUUUUUUGGCCUGGAUCAGAUGUUGCAGUUAAUGGUACUUACCCUACUUACUAUAAACUGUAUAAUGGGUCUGUUGCAUAUGAAGAAAGAAUUCAAACCAUUCUGCAGUGGUUGGACCUUCCAAAAGAUAAAAGACCAGAUUUUUACACACUGUACAUUGAAGAACCAGACUCUUCAGGGCAUACAUAUGGUCCAGUAAGUGGUGGGGUGAUUCAGGCCUUGAUACGUGCUGACAAGACUAUAGCAAUGCUAAUGGAUGGGCUGAAGCAGAGGAAUCUUCAUAACUGCGUGAACUUGUUAUUAGUUGCUGACCAUGGAAUGGAAAAAACCUAUUGUGAACAGCUGGAGUUUAUGACCAAUUACUUUCCAUCCAUUAAUUUUUUUUACCUGUAUGAUGGACCAGCAGCUCGUAUCCGUGCAAGGAAUGUCCCCCAGGAUUACUUAACUUUUGAUUCAGAAGGAGUUGUAAAAAACCUUACUUGUCGGAAGACAGAUCAGCAUUUUAAACCUUACAUGAAGCAUGACCUGCCUAAGCGAUUUCAUUAUGCCAACCAUAUUCGUAUUGAUAAAGUUCAUCUUUACGUGGACAGGCAGUGGCUUGUUGUAAGGGACAACACAUAUACAUUUUGUGGAGGUGGUAACCAUGGCUAUGAUAAUGAGUUCAAAAGCAUGGAGGCAAUCUUUAUAGGACAUGGCCCAGGGUUUAAAAAGAAAGUGGAAGUAGAUUCCUUUGAUAAUAUAGAGCUAUACAACUUAAUGUGUGAUUUGUUAAAAAUUCAUCCAGCUCCAAAUAAUGGAACCCAUGGCAGUCUAAACCAUUUACUAGAACAACCAAUUUAUUUUCCUACUCACCCUGAGGAGAAAUCCGCUCCAUUGACCUGUCAAUUCACACAGCCAGCUUCUACUUUAGGUUGCAACUGCACACAUACUGUUAAUGAAACCAUUCUCAAUGAAAGAUUAAACCUUCCUCAAGCAAGCAUUAGUGAGUCAGAGGCCAAGAAUUUGCCAUAUGGAAGACCCAGAAAUGUAAUGGUUAAUAGCACAUAUUGCAUCCUUCACCAUGAGGGCUAUGUGAGUGGAUACAGCCACAAUAUAUUAAUGCCUCUCUGGAGUUCUUAUACGGUGGGCGCAAACGCAGAAGGCUCUUCUAUACCUCCUACGUUAUCAGACUGUCUGCGGCCUGAUGGUAGAAUUCCAGAGGCACAAAGCCAAAAAUGCUCAGACUACAAGCCAGGGAUGAAUAUAACCCACAGCUUCCUCCAUCCUCCCAAUUUUAAUAGCAGCACCGAGGAACAGUAUGAUUCUCUAAUUACAAGCAACUUUGUACCAAUGUACAGUGAAUUUCUGAAAAUCUGGAAUUACUUGAACAAUGUAUUGCUUCUAAAGUAUUCUUUAGAAAGAAAUGGAAUUAAUGUGGUUGCUGGACCAAUCUUUGAUUACAAUUAUGAUGGACAUGUUGAUGCACCUAACCAAAACUCAAGUUUUGUUGAAGGCACUAACAUUCCUAUUCCAACACAUUACUUCAUGGUGUUGACCAGCUGUAAAAAUACUACUCAGACACCCCUAACUUGCACUGGAAAUCUUGACGUCCUAUCGUUUAUCAUUCCUCACAGACCAGACAACACUGAAAGCUGUACGGAUAAUAAACAAGAAGAAGAAUGGGUUGAAGAGAGGCUCAAAGCUCAUGCGGCUCGUGUCAGAGAUGUUGAAUUGCUCACAGGUUUGGAUUUUUACCCUGACAGGAAACAACCAUUAACCGAAGUUUUACAGCUGAAAACGUUCCUGCCAACAUUUGAGACUAUUGUAAAUGGUUAAUUGUACCUUUUAUAUAAAUGGCCUACAUAACAUAUGUAUAGAUAAUCCUACCUUAUAUAUUGUGACCCCCUAAAAAUCAUUGCAAAGCCUCCUUGAUUUUCACCAAUCAGAUAUGACACUACCAUGACCUACUACCAUAACCACUGAUCUGCCUGAUACAAAAAGCACAGUGGUAGUAAAUACUGAUGAUGUAAAAGAUAUGUGUCCUACUCUUACCAUGUUUUUUUUUUUUUUGCUAUAAUACAAUGUAA